AUGCCGCGACAACCCCCCGGCCCCGUCGAAUUCAUCGACGACACGAGCAACCCAUUCCUCUUCAACGGCAUCCAGAGGCCAGGAUGGGUGUACCAGACCCUGAAGAAAGAUGACAUGGUCUAUGGAGUGGGCUUCGGCUGGUGUUCCAUAGUUCGACACAGCCGCCACCCACCCGACGAGCUGGCAGAAUACAUCUCCUCGGAACAAGCCAAGUGUCAUGAUCUGGAGCGAGAGGCGGCGAGCACUCCAGGGAGAGACAACGAGGACGAGGUCUGGACGAUCAUGGCGCGCGCAGCUUUGGCAGAGCAUCGGAUCAAGCAGGUGAUGGAGUGUCUUUCGUGGGAUUGUAACCUGAAGGUUUGGAUGAACAAGAAUGAUGAGGUGCUUUAUGACGAGGAGGGGUAUGAUAUCACGAAUGUUGCUAAGGAGGCUUGGCGGGAGGUUUGGGAGGCGUUGGAGAAGGUUAUGGGGAAGAAUGGGGAUCUGGUGAAGGUCAUGGAGGAGAUGUCGGGGAAGAAGCAGAGUUGA
Messenger RNA from Fulvia fulva, 528 nucleotides. RefSeq lists its product as uncharacterized. Bases 1 to 528 code for a protein of 175 amino acids. The transcript has a single exon. The record is from RefSeq and is a predicted model, not a curated record. Lineage: Eukaryota; Fungi; Ascomycota; Dothideomycetes; Mycosphaerellales; Mycosphaerellaceae.